AUGGCACCCCCAACAGGCGCAAAUGCACUCUCUUCGUUGCUGCUGCUGCUGCUGACCAUGGCAGGAUGUGCCUGUCAGCAGUGCGGUGAGGGGAGGACGUACUCCAACGCCAUCAUUUCCCCUAACCUGGAAAGCAUCAGGAUCAUGCGCGUGCCUCAGACGUUCGCUGUGCAGGACUGCACUGCCGCUUGCUGUGACCUCUCCAGCUGUGACCUGGCCUGGUGGUUCGAAGGCAGGUGCUUCCUGGUCAGCUGCCUGCUCCAAGAGAACUGUGAGCCCAAGAAGAUGGGCUCCAUCAGGUCCCACCUCACAUUCGUGCUCAGGCCUGUGCAGAGGCCGGCACAGCUGCUGGACUAUGGAGAGAUGAUGCUGAACAGGGGCUCCCCCUCGGGGCUCUGGGGUGACCCACCUGAGGAUAUUAGAAAGGACUUGCCCUUUCUAGGCAAAGACCAGGGGAGCCUGGAAGACCUGUCUGAGUACCCAGAUGAUUACAGGGAGCUGGAGCAAGACCUCCUGCCGCCUGUCAGCAAGGAGGAGCCCAGCAGCAAGGAGGAGCCCCGAGAGAGGGCUGACGACACCGACUGGGACCUGCUGCCCAACAGCGACCAGGAGUUCAACUCCACGAUGGGAGACAGUCCAGUGCCAGGGGAGGAACAGCCAGACCCUGAGCUCCAUGACCAGGACCUGGCCCAUCAGCAACCCAGUGAGUUGGCCUGGACCUCUGCCCCGACACACACUCCUGAAACAAAUCCAUUUCCAUCAGUAACAACUCCAUCUGCCCGAGAGAUAUUAGAGAAGGAGGAGGCAUUUCAGCUCCAGGAACAGUCCAGCAUUAGCCCUGGAAGAGAGGUGCUAGUGCCUUCCCAUGGGCCUCCAGCCAGCCUGGAGCCCAGCUCAGCCUCGAUGGAAGAAAGACCUGUUCUCACCAUCAUCCCUCGGAGCACGGUGCCCAGCACCCCAGCGCUCCCCACCAGCGCAAUCCCUUCUGGCUCUGCCCUGCCUGAGCAGCCCACAUCUCUUACCGUCACUCCCAAGACAGUGAAGGAGCUCACAGUGUCUGCUGGAGAGAACCAGGUGGUGACUUUACCCAACAAUGAAGUUGAACUGAAAGCCUUUGUUGUGCCCACGCCCCCUGCAGAAAAGACCUACAACUAUGAAUGGAGUCUCAUUAGCCGCCCUGCAGACUACCAAGGGGAGAUAAAACAAAGACACUUGCAAACCCUUCAUCUCUCUCACUUGUCAGUGGGAUUUUAUGCCUUCAGAGUGGCUGUUUCUAGUGAAAAUGCCUUUGGAGAAGGAUUUGUCAAUGUCACCGUUAGGCCAGCCAAAAGAGUCAACUUACCUCCUGUGGCAGUUGUCUUGCCCCAAAUGCAAGAACUCACUCUGCCUGAGACAUCGGCCUACAUCGAUGGCAGCCAGAGCACAGAUGACAGGCAGAUCGUGAGUUACCACUGGGAAGAAGUGGCCGGGCCUUCCGGGGGAGAGAAGACCUCAGCGGACUCCCCAGUCCUGCGCUUGUCCCACCUUGUCCCUGGCAACUACACUUUCAGGUUGACUGUCACAGACUCGGAUGGAGCCACCAACUCCACAACAGCUGUCCUGAGAGUCAGCAAUGCCAUGGACAGGCCACCAGUGGCCAAUGCGGGCCCAAAUCAGACCGUAACUUUGCCCCAAAACUCCGUCAUUUUGAAUGGGAACUGGAGCACCGAUGAUCAUGAGAUUGUCUUCUAUGAGUGGUCCCUGGAUCCUGGGAGUGAGAACAAGGAGGUGGUCAUGCAGGGAGCGCAGACACCCUACCUUCACUUGUCUGCACUGCAGCAAGGAGAGUACACCUUUCAGCUGACGGUGACAGAUUCUUCAAGGCAGCAGUCCACUGCUGGGGUCACUGUGAUUGUGCAGCCUGAAAACAACAGGCCUCCAGUAGCUGUUGCAGGCCCCGAUAAGGAGCUGGUCUUUCCUGUGCAAAGUGCAGCCCUGGAUGGGAGUGGGAGCACCGAUGACCAUGGCAUUGUCUUCUACCGCUGGGAGCUGGUCAGAGGCCCCAGUGCGGUGCAGAUGGAAGAUGUGGACAAGGCAGUAGCCACUGUGACUGGCCUUCAGGUGGGUGCCUACUGCUUCCGCCUAACGGUGAGAGACCAGCAGGGACUGAGCAGCAUGUCCACCCUGACCGUGACCGUGAAGGUGAAGAAGGAAAAUAAUAGUCCUCCCAGAGCCCAGGCUGGUGGCAGACAUGUUCUUGUGCUUCCCAAUAACUCCAUUACUUUGGAUGGUUCAAGGUCUACCGAUGACCAAGGAAUUGUGUCCUAUCUGUGGAUCCGGGAUGGCCAGAGUCCAGCAGCUGGAGACGUCCUCGAUAGCUCUGACCACAGCGCGGCCCUGCAGCUCACCAAUCUGGUGGAGGGCAUUUAUACUUUCCACCUGCGAGUCACGGACACCCAGGGGGCCUCGGACACAGACACCGCCACUGUGGAGGUGCAGCCAGACCCACGGAGGGGUGGCUUGGUGGAGCUGAUCCUGCAGGUGGGCGCUGGGCAGCUGACGGAGCAGCAGAAGGGCAUGCUCGUGAGGCAGCUGGCCGCACUUCUGCGUGUGCUCGACUCUGACAUCAAGGUUCAGAAAAUCCAGGCCCACUCGGACGUCAGCACCAUGGUUGUGUUUUAUGUGCAGAGUGGACCGCCUUCCACAGUUCUUAAAGCUGCUGAAGUGGCCCGAAACCUGCACAUGCGACUUUCCAAGGAGAAGCCAGACUUCCUGCUUUUCAAGGUCUUGAGGAUUGACACUGCAGAUUGCCUCCUGGAGUGUUCCGGCCACGGUCGCUGUGACCCUAUCACAAAGCGCUGUGUUUGCUCACAGAUGUGGAUGGAGAACCUCAUCCAACGUUACAUCCGGGGCGGCGAGAGCAACUGUGAAUGGAGUGUAUUGUAUGUGACAAUUCUGGCCUUCAUGCUGACCGUGCUGGCAGGAGGCUUGAUGCGAGUUUGCAUCUGCUGCUGCAAGAGAAGGAAAAGGACGAAAAUAAGGAAAAAGACCAAGUACACCAUCCUGGAUAACAUGGAUGAGCAGGAAGGAGUGGAGCUGAGGCCCAAAUACGGGAUUAAGCACCGGAGCACAGAGCACAACUCUAGCCUGAUGGUGUCCGAGUCGGAGUUCGACAGCGACCAGGACACCAUCUUCAGCCGAGAGAGGAUGGAGAGAGGGAACCCCAAAGUCUCCAUGAACGGCUCCCUGAGAAAUGGGGCGUCCUUCAGUUACUGCGCCAAGGACAGGUAA
Molecule: messenger RNA, 3270 nt
Organism: Ochotona curzoniae (black-lipped pika)
Lineage: Eukaryota; Metazoa; Chordata; Mammalia; Lagomorpha; Ochotonidae
Product: KIAA0319 ortholog
Exons: 20
Coding region: 1-3270 (1089 amino acids)
Biological process (GO): negative regulation of dendrite development; neuron migration
Cellular component (GO): cytoplasmic vesicle; plasma membrane
Molecular function (GO): protein binding
Source: RefSeq, a predicted model, not a curated record